This is a messenger RNA of Trichoderma citrinoviride, 387 nucleotides long. RefSeq lists its product as hypothetical. Bases 1 to 387 code for a protein of 128 amino acids. The record is from RefSeq and is a predicted model, not a curated record. Lineage: Eukaryota; Fungi; Ascomycota; Sordariomycetes; Hypocreales; Hypocreaceae. The transcript has 3 exons.
AUGGCCUCCAUGAUCACCCGCCGCUUCUUCUCCACGACGGUCCGCCGUCUGCAGCAAAACACCAGCAAGCAGGAGCUGCAGUCCGAGUCCAAGCGCAACCCCGAGACUUUUAUUCUGGGUGGUGUGAUGGUCCUCGCUCUGGGCGGUGCUGGCUUCUACUUUGGCCGCUCCCCCACCGGCGCAACAUCCGAAUCCCCCGUCAACGUCGCCGCCAUGCCCUGGCAGGGCGACGCCGAGGGCAAGUACACGUACCACCCCGGUGGCGACCCCAACGCCGCCCCCCGCGACGCCCCCAGCGCCCUCAACGUCGUCAUCAUCCCCAACGUCACCGCCCCCAAGGAGGCUCACGAGAAGUUCAACAAGUGGGGCAAGGAGGGCUACCCUUAA